AGAAGUAAACUGAUCGUCGUCACCGUCCAUCAUGUAUCGGCGCGUUCGCGGUGGUCGACGCAACAUCGCAACGUCAGCCAUCGCUCAGCGCGGUUAAGCCACUUGUGCGAUCUGCCACGUGCCUUGUGGAGUAGCUGAUGCGCGCUUUUUUUUUUGGUGUUCACACGGAGACCUCAAUCAUCUUAUGGAGGGGAACGAUGUCAGUCUCCCUCCAACAUGGAAGCUCAUUCCUUGUCUUGGCAACAGAUCAUGUGCCAGGCAUGUGAGGGAUGCCGACGAGGAGGUCUUCUACCUUUACACUGUCACGGCGGCGCCAACGGGACGUGUCGGACUGGGACAGGUGGACAGCUCGCACGACCUUCUCUCCCUUUCCGUGCGGCUUCGUAGCGAGGGAACGCGAGAUGUAGAAAUUACUGCUCAGCGGGCUGAUGAAGUAGAACACAAGGCUCAGAAGAAUACCAGUAAGAGCAGCAGCAGCAGUAGCAUCAGCAGUAGCAGCAGCAUCCGCACAAGCCGAGGCAGCAGAAGAGUCCAAGCGACCCGGAACGAUCGUCUGACUACAACGGUUGUCCUGCGUCAGGAUUCGACAAGCUUGAAGAGUACCAACGGCGACACAGGAAGCGUCGUUUGGCGAUCGAGUGUCUACCUCGCAGCCAAGAUUCUCGCAGAUUUGUCUGUGAGGAAAAGGACUGACGAAACGCCUUCCGAGCUCUUCUCGACUUCGAGGCUGCUUCAAUCAACGGUCUUAGAGCUGGGGGCAGGGACGGGCGUCUUACCUGCCGUACUCUUUUCUCGUCCCGACCUUCUCCAGGGUUUAUCGGCCGAUCCGAUGUCUUCUCCUGGUGCUCUUCGUUGGCUUGCGACGGAUCAGGAGGCCAUAUUUGGGCUCUUGGAAAGGAACAUGCGCUCGACGCAGGCUUAUCUCACAGGUUCUGAGCAUCGCGUGGAGGCCGCUGUCCUCGACUGGUUCCAAGCAUCACAAAUCUGGCAAGCUGCCGCCCCUUUUUCCUUGUCGCUGGCACGUUACCGAGACCAGCUGUUCUCGGGAUGGGAGAAAACGUGGUCAAGAAGCAGCACGGAGCAAGAAGAGCACAAUCGUCCGGACCUGAUCAUUGCAACAGACUGCAUCUUCAACGCACAUUUACUCCAACCUCUACUCCAUACUCUUGCUCUCUUCGCCGUUCCCAAUCAUACCCUGGUUCUGGUCGUCUGCGAACUAAGAGAACCAGAGCUAAUUCGGGAACUGCUCGAGCUUUGGCUCAGUCCUGGUCCGCGAGGCGAGCAAUGGUGCAUUGUGGCGCUGCAGACACCAGAAGAGGCCGGCGAGGACGAAGAGCGCAAGCUGACAAGUUCCACGCCCGAAUGUGCCCUCGGGCAUGCCCUCGAAAAGGGUUCUGUGGGUUGGGUGGCUUGGCGGGUCAAGUGACGUUUUUGCCCUCUCACCCAACGUAAUGCCAAUUUUCUCUCCGCCGGUGUUGACGGGGUCGCGACUAAUUUUUGAGUGUUGCCCCUGAAAGUCUCUCAUCACAAAACCAU
This is a messenger RNA of Acaromyces ingoldii, 1536 nucleotides long. RefSeq lists its product as hypothetical. Lineage: Eukaryota; Fungi; Basidiomycota; Exobasidiomycetes; Exobasidiales; Cryptobasidiaceae. The record is from RefSeq and is a predicted model, not a curated record. The transcript is spliced from 2 exons. Bases 185 to 1426 code for a protein of 413 amino acids.